AUGGUCCCGCCGACCAAUAGCGAGUUGAAUGAAAGACGAGAAAAGAAUUGCAUCGCCAUCUCGCACGAGAGAAAAUACUUCCGAGUUGGCAACACGUGGGUAAAGCGAAGCCUACGGCCCUGCGAAUGGCAAAAGCAGAAUGGCUACAUGCACGUUCCUUUAUUCAACGUGGAACGUGUCCUUAAUGAGGGUGCAUGCCUUUUGUUUCUUGCUCAAACUGGUAUCCCGCUCCCAAAAUUACUUGCGUGCUUCGAGGAUGACGGCGCAGCGUAUCUGGUUACUGAAUAUGUGGAUGGAGUUGGAAUGAACGAUCUUGAUGCUGAGAGCCAAGCCGUUGUUGCUGAAGAGCUACAACGCCACAUACUCACACUCAAGAACCUUACCUCUGAUACCUGGGGUGGGCCAGAUAACAUGGUUCUUCCGCCAUAUCGUAUUAUGCGAAAAUCCGAUGGGCGACCAUGGAGAAUGCGUCAGCGGAAGCAACAAGACCUAGUGUUUUGUCACAACGAUCUCUCUAUGAACAAUGUCAUUGUUGACCCAAGCACACUCAAGAUCAACGCCAUCAUUGAUUGGGAGUAUGCGGGCUUCUAUCCACCUGAAUUCGAAUAUUCAUUCUAUAAGAGACCAGGGCCAUCUGUCCCAUUGGACGGUGAGGUGGACGAUUUUGAUCUGUUGACGCGGAUGAUCUCUGAAGACAGGGAAUAG
Messenger RNA from Trichoderma harzianum CBS 226.95, 705 nucleotides. RefSeq lists its product as hypothetical. The record is from RefSeq and is a predicted model, not a curated record. Lineage: Eukaryota; Fungi; Ascomycota; Sordariomycetes; Hypocreales; Hypocreaceae. The transcript has 2 exons. Bases 1 to 705 code for a protein of 234 amino acids.